AUGGUGAACCCGAAGAAAAGACCAGCUUCCGAGCAAGCACAGCCAGCCAAGUCAAAGGCAGUACGCCCAUCCGCAAAACGGCGGGUAGAACGGAGAAUAGCAGGAUAUCAAGAAUAUCUUAAGGGUAAUACGAAGGACUUUGUUCGUCACGAUCCAGCAACGGAAACGUUGCCCGAUCUACUCGCCUACGAUGAUGAAUUUAUGAAAGCCGAGAGGGCUUGCCUGGAGAUUCCACAAGAUUUCAUCCUAGCUGUUAAGCCAGACAAGGACCCGCAACUAGCCGCAAGUCUCAGACCAAACUCAACGAGACUGGAGCUUUCCGGCAAGAUCGACUGUCGAGAUUCAGUACAACAGCAUCUUGCCAAUCUUGUAGCGAACCUAAACAGAUGCGUGGAAGGGCCCAUAGAGCUUGACGAUCAAGGCCAAGACAGUCUACGGGCGCUUCAGAAUCUGUUCAGCGACAUUCCAGAAUUCGCAUCGAACGAAUCUACUUGGACAUUCCUAGGAAAUGAUUUCAAUUCGCACAAAUUCUCAUCAGUAGCGAAGCAAAAGGAUGCGUUUGGCCAAUGCGUCAAGUGGGCUGAGGACCGGCGCCAGAAGAUCGCCAACAUGUCCGCACAGGGUAUCUACGCUACCAACGUGACGGAGCUGCGGAGAGAGCUCGCGCAAUUCAGCGACGAUCAAGCCAAGAUGGACGACACCAAACUUGGUUUCAACCCCUCUGCGCUCGUAGAGAGGAUUGAGGUCUUUGGUGACUUUCGGAUUCGCUACUCGAUCGGCGACUGCCCCGGACUACAGGACAUCAACAAGGCAAGCUUGAGACCCGAUCAACGCAUCAUCAUCGCCUUGACAAUGGGAGAGUCCAAUCUGGACCCAUCGGAUCGCAAAGAUGCAGAAUUCAACCAACAUGAGAUAGCUGAUCUCGACUGGCUAGCCGAAUGUAAAGCAGAAACUCGGAGAAAGAAGGACAGCUACGCGCCAACAGACUAUGCGCAAAGAGACCACUGCGCCCGCGAGAUCGCUUUCAUGACCCUCGAAGAGAACGAAAUAUGUGCCCGAGAACGAGGUCGUCGCAUCAGCGACAGGCUGAGGAAAAGAUUCGCAAAGCAGAACGAAAAUUUGACAGUUAUGACGACUUCGGCAAAAGACUACAUGGAGCAUGUCGAGGGCUACCACCAGUACACCGACGAGCAUCUGCCGCUGUCCGUUGAGUCCACCCAAAUCCCCAGUCUAUGCAGGGAACUCGCCGCUAUCGCCAAUGAACGGCAGCAGAAAGAUCUUCUUCGCUUUUACAGGCGAACACUACCCGAGCUCUUCAGCUAUAUCGAGCUCGCUUGCAGCACGACUUCCGGGCCUGUACAGACAGGGCCCAGGUUCAACUUUGAAGAAUUCGCAUCCAAAUUGUUGAAGCCGCUCGAAGUCUUCCUCGACGUUUUCGAAAGUGAACUCAUCCUUCCGAGGAUUAAGAGCAUGAGAGAAGGAGUCGGCGAUUGGAAGAACGAAGGUCACCAUAACAUCAACAAUGUUUGGCGGAAGUUGCAUGGUAACGCCGUACGGUGCUACUUGAACAAGCUAGGCAACCACCGGACAAAGGGACUGCCGAGUUGCAGUUGGAACAUUACGCUUCUGGGUCCUGUCCAGAAGACGCUCGACCCGCUGUUCAAGGAGCUAAUCGCGGAAACAUCCUCCAGGCUGGGUAGCCUUGCAUACCAGCUAGAAGGAGUCGUGGACGACUUCCUGGAAGUCCUUCUCGGUGUCGCCGAACAGCUCGACAGCAAGAAUUUUGGAGCGAACCUUGACGACAAGAAACCGCAACUCUACAACAUGUAUGAUGUUGUCGGCAGAGACCUGAUGACAUUCCUUCGGCUGUUCCGAGGACGUCUUACUGAAGACGGCAACGGUGACUUCUUUCCCCAAAGAAUGAAACCGGUCUACACUGCCGCAUUAAAGGCAAAACCGAUAGGUAAGCUGACCAUGAAAGAGGUGCAGAUGCAGACACUGGAAGCGCGCAUAUGCGGAAACAACAGUCCCUACGACAAAAUGGUCGACCAGUUUGAAGCCGCUUGGAAAGCCAAGAAGAUAGCGUUGUUGGAGAUUGGCAGACAAGCUAUCGCAUUUCACAUAGCAGAGAUCAAGGCGUCGUACAAGCAACUCUGCACUCCUGAGCCGCAGGAUAAUUCCAUGACGCUGCUGCGCGCUGAGCUGGAGCGCAAGGUUGGCGUGGCGAGGGAACAGUGCAAGGGACCUAUUCUGACUUCCCUUCUGGAAUGCGGGCUUGAUCCGAACUUGAAGAAAGUGAAGAAAGAGAAGAAAGUCAAGAGAGAGAAGAAGGUCGCGAAGGUGGAGAAGUAG
This is a messenger RNA of Alternaria arbusti, 2352 nucleotides long. RefSeq lists its product as uncharacterized. Bases 1 to 2352 code for a protein of 783 amino acids. Lineage: Eukaryota; Fungi; Ascomycota; Dothideomycetes; Pleosporales; Pleosporaceae. The transcript has 4 exons. The record is from RefSeq and is a predicted model, not a curated record.